GAGAGGAGGGGCGGGGACGGGACAACGCGCCUGGAAGGGGAGGAGGAAAAAAGAAACCAUAGAUUUUCACCUGGGCCUAGAAGGUCUCUGAAAGUAGUGGGGAGAGGAGGGUGGGCAGGGACCACCUUCAGAACUGGCCGCCGGCGGUAUCAUGGCGACCCGGAACCCCCCUCCCCAAGAGUAUGAAAGCGAUGACGAGUCUUACGAAGUGUUGGAUUUAACUGAGUAUGCAAGAAGACACCAUUGGUGGAAUCGAGUGUUUGGCCACAGUUCCGGACCUAUGGUUGAAAAAUACUCGGUAGCCACCCAGAUUGUAAUGGGUGGAGUGACUGGCUGGUGUGCGGGAUUUUUGUUCCAGAAAGUUGGAAAGCUUGCAGCAACUGCAGUAGGUGGUGGCUUUCUUCUUCUUCAGAUUGCCAGUCACAGUGGCUAUGUGCAGAUUGACUGGAAGAGAGUUGAAAAAGAUGUAAACAAAGCGAAAAGACAGAUUAAGAAGCGAGCAAAUAAGGCAGCACCUGAAAUCAACAAUAUAAUUGAAGAAGCAACAGAAUUUAUCAAACAGAACAUUGUGAUAUCCAGUGGAUUUGUGGGAGGCUUUUUGCUAGGCCUUGCAUCUUAAAGAUAUGAAUAUUCUGUCACAGUGGAGUCACCUCUAAGAAGAGAAAUGUGGCAACAAGGUGGCUUCUUGACAUUACUCACCACCAGAUUCUCCAGGGCAGCAAGAAACAACUAGGUGGGCAAUACCAAACUCACAGCUUAGUGUUUUGCCAUUGAAGUUUGGCAGACUAGCAUUUGCUGUAAAAACAACCUAUUCGGUAUAUGUACAAUAGUAUUCCUGAGCAAAAACAUGUCUUUCAUUUAUUUUUUUAAAAUUUGCAUUUGUUUUAAAAUCAGCCUAUAAAAUACCACCAUUGGAUGUAGAGGGAAAAAAAUAUAUAGAGGGAAAAAAUGUGUUGGAUAUAUUCCCCAGCGAAAUACUAUCCUUGUUUUAUUUAAAUAAGAUGUUCUUCAUCUUGCUUUAUAGUAUAGUGCCAGUAAUUAAAGAUUUGUAUUAUAGCUUCAA
Molecule: messenger RNA, 1063 nt
Organism: Neogale vison (American mink)
Lineage: Eukaryota; Metazoa; Chordata; Mammalia; Carnivora; Mustelidae
Gene: FUNDC1
Product: FUN14 domain containing 1
Exons: 5
Coding region: 152-619 (155 amino acids)
Biological process (GO): autophagy of mitochondrion
Cellular component (GO): mitochondrial outer membrane
Source: RefSeq, a predicted model, not a curated record